UCGAAAAAGACUCGCAAAGAUGAGCCUCGGCCGCUCCAUGCGGAUUCAAAGUUCAGAAGAUGAGCAAAAGCGGAGGUGCGGCGCGCGUCCGCUUCUCGGAGUCCUCGUCCUCGUCCUUGUGCUUGUUGAAGUACUUCUGUUGUGGUUGCUGAUCUUUGUUGUUUAGUAUAUUUGAGAGGUUUUGAUUGCUGGACUGUUGGAUACGGAAGGCGAACAAGGUGUACUAGAGCGACGAGAACAGAUACGUGAGGAGAUGCGAUCGUGUCGGAUCGCUGGAUACUGAUUUCGACUCCACAUCCCCGAUCUACAAGAACCACCCCAGAACAACACAACACAUCUCCAGCAGCAACAUGUACUCAUUCCGAACAACAGGAUUCAACGGCUACGCAGUCCAAUACUCCCCCUUCUUUGACUCGCGCCUGGCCUGCGCGGCGUCGGCGAACUUCGGCCUCGUCGGCAACGGCAGGCUGUACGUGCUCGGGCUCACGCCGGACGGGAUCGUGGCCGAGAAGUGGUUCGAUACCCAGGACGGGCUGUUUGAUUGUGCGUGGUCUGAGAAUCAUGAGAAUCAGAUCGUGGUCGCGACGGGGGACGGGAGUGUAAAGUUGUUUGAUAUUUCGCUUAGUGACUAUCCUAUACAAAGCUGGAGAGAGCAUUCGCGGGAGGUGUUUUCGGCAAACUGGAACCUGGUCGAUAAGAGCACGUUCUGCACCUCGAGCUGGGACGGAUUGAUCAAGAUUUGGUCUCCGGUGCGGCCAACAUCACUUUCGACACUACAGCCCCCAGGCGGGCAACUAUCGUGCACCUACGCAGCCUCGUACUCGCCCUACAACGCGACGAUGCUCGCCUCGUGCUCGUCGGACUCGUUUCUACGACUAUGGGAUCCGCGCGCAGGAGGGAUGCCGACAAACUCAGUCUACGCCCACAACGGCGCCGAGAUCCUCUCGCUGGAUUGGAAUAAAUACCGGCCAGAGGUGCUCGCGACGUCGUCUGUCGACCGCACGAUCAAGAUCUGGGACCUGCGAUUUCUCGGCAACAACAGCAGCAGCAGCGCAAGCCCGGUGAACGAGCUACUAGGCCACGAGUACGCGAUCCGCAAGAUCGCGUGGUCGCCGCACGCGCCGGAGCUGAUUAUGUCUGCGAGCUACGACAUGACGGCGCGGGUGUGGAUCGACAGCACGGCAUUGAAGCAGCCGUCGACGACGUUCAGCAGCGGGCGGCAGCCGGCGCGGAGGCCGAACGCGGGGCUGCGGUCGCUGUGGGAUAAGCACACGGAGUUUGUCGUCGGCUGCGACUGGAGUCUGUGGGGAGCCGAGGGGUGGGUGUGCACCGUGGGCUGGGACGAGAUGGUCUGGGUCUGGGACGUGAGGAGCGCGGUGGUGCAGUAAGGUUUAGUGGUUAUGUAAUGGAUUACGUAAGAUAUUUGUGUAGGGUUGAGCCCUAGACACAGUAAAAAGCAGUCACGCGUAGGGUUCAGAGCAGGAGGAAGGGUGCGGCGGCGGGUCGAAUGCGCCAGGCAAGUUUUCAGGUUCGUGAUCGCAGCCCUCGACAACACCUCGACAACCGCCCAUUCACCAACAACCCGACAACAGAAAUGGCCACUUUCAGACCCCAGAUCUCGGUCUUCGGCACCGACGGUGCGCUCACCGACAAGACCGUCGCUCUUCCCG
This is a messenger RNA of Myxozyma melibiosi, 1670 nucleotides long. Its product is annotated as WD40-repeat-containing domain protein. Gene Ontology annotation, biological process: protein import into peroxisome matrix. The transcript is spliced from 3 exons. Lineage: Eukaryota; Fungi; Ascomycota; Lipomycetes; Lipomycetales; Lipomycetaceae. Gene Ontology annotation, cellular component: peroxisomal matrix; cytosol. The record is from RefSeq and is a predicted model, not a curated record. Gene Ontology annotation, molecular function: protein binding. Bases 351 to 1388 code for a protein of 345 amino acids.